Messenger RNA from Arachis duranensis, 2230 nucleotides. RefSeq lists its product as uncharacterized. The transcript has 12 exons. Lineage: Eukaryota; Viridiplantae; Streptophyta; Magnoliopsida; Fabales; Fabaceae. Bases 470 to 1498 code for a protein of 342 amino acids. The record is from RefSeq and is a predicted model, not a curated record.
UUUAUGUUUAUAUAAGAAAAAACCAAAAAGCAAUCACAUUCGUUAGUCCCAUGUUCCCCCAGCCCCUUUCUCUUUUUCCCUUCCAAAUGGAAUCAAAACCCUAGCUAGCCUUCAUGACCACCACCGCCGUUUUGGUCCCCAUCGUAUGUGCGUUUAACCCCAUUCAGUUUUAUGCUUUCCCCGUAUUUCUCCGUUACACAGAAUGGUGUUCUGAAAAUGUAAUUGAGGAGAUUGUACUGUUGUUUAUGGCCUCAUGUACUGUCGUAAAUGUAGUUACUUUCUACAAGAUGGCUACUUUGCGUGUACAUGACCAAUCACCAUGUCACUAGCAUCUACAACAUCAGGCACCUCCCACCACCACCAUGGGCUACGUGUUACUAUAAAUUCAUCACCCAUAUGAAUACUCCAGCAUUGCUCCAGUGAGAGUUCAAGUAACAACUCUUUACAGCUCCACAUAUAUUGGUUACAAAUGGCAAGCACGUACAACAACCUCAAGGAUAUUGAGGCAUCUUCAGACCACUUAAUAUUGAGGAUUAAAGUGAGAGUCGUGAAAAUAUGGUCAUUGUCUCCUGCUGAGCAAAAAUACGUGAAGCCAACUUUAGAGUUGGUGGUCAUGGAUUACGUGGGGGAUCGAAUCCAGUGCACUAUUAGGAAUGCUCAGAGGAGGCUCUUUGAAGAUGAGUUAUCAGAGGGAAAAAUCUAUAUUGUAUGUAACUUCUCAACUUCCUUGAAUGACCAGAAAUACAAGGCCACUAAUCAUGCAUGUAGGAUAUACUUCAAGAGGGAUACUCAACUUCAGAUGGUCCAUGAUCCAUCCUUUUCGGAGAAUGUGUUUCGUUUUGUUCCUAAUGAUCUAAUAUUGAACCACACAAAUGCUCAGUCGCAUCUUAUAGAUGUUAUUGGUCUACUUACUGGCAAGGGUGACAUAAUUGAAUUUACUAAGAAUGGCAAGAAGUGCAGCUACAUUGUUCUCGAGCUUGAUGACAUGCAGGGAAAAGGCAAGAUUAGGUGUACACUUUGGGAGGAUUUUGCAACUAUGUUGGUCAAGCACAUUGAAGAGCAACCAACAUCAGAGUACAUCAUCAUUGUACAGUUCGCUAAGUUCAACCUCUUUAAAGGUGCAAUGGGCAUAUCAAAUACCAAUCAUAAUUCAAUUCUCUACAUCAAUGCGGACUUCCAAGAGGUUAAGGAUUUUCGCAAGAGCGUCGUCAUGGCGGGGGUUCCACGUGCAAACCAACUAUCCCAAAUUGCUGCGGAGCCAGCGUACUCUAUGGAGGACGAUCUCAUCAACGUCUCCAUUUAUAAACCCAUUUCUGAACUCAAGGCAUCCAUUGAGGAGGCUGAGGAUUCUUACUAUUGUGCCAAGUGUGCCGCCUAUCCAACGACUCACACACCCAGGUUGCUGAUGAUACCGAUACGGCUUCAUUCCUUCUUUAUGACAAGGAAGCGGCCAAAUAUCUUGGAAUCUCUGCCUCUGACCUCAGGCUUGCACAACUAACUAGGGGUGGAGUAAAUGAGGAAUACCCAAUAGAGCUCAAUUCCUUUAGGGGUAAGAAAUUCCUUUUCAAGGUUUCUGUCAAGAUGGAAGAUCUAAAUUCUUUCCAGCCUUGCAAGGUCAUUGUGAUGAAGAUGACUGAUGAGAUAUCGCUUAUAACAAAAUUUUUAGGAAAGCAUGAUAUAUACCAGCAAAACCUUGCACUGGAACACUCAGAACUAUUGACCCUGCAAACUGCUUCCACCGACACGCCAAAGUUAAAAAUGCAGGGCACGGGUUCUCCUUCUGUUGUGGCUUUGGUGGACAACUCUAAUGAUGCUUUCUCAAUCCCCAAGAGAAACAUUAUUAGUGGUGGAUGCUCUAAGCGACUCAUUGAUCUUUAUCCAGACUCUGCUAAUGGAUCAUCAUCGAAGUGUAGAAAGCUCGAAGAUGGCAUUCCCGGAGUUGAUAAAGUCUACCAAGAUUAGUCUGGAUAGAUUCUCAAGCAAAAUAUAUGGUGGACGAAUGAUCAAGCUCAAGUACCAUAGUAUAUUUCCCAGUAUCAAUGUUGCAUAUAAUCAUGGUUUCGUGUUGUGUCCUUUAGUGAAGUGAUGAUGUUGGUUUUUUUUCCCUUUAGCUAUGUCAUCCAAUAAUGCAUGGUCUAAUGCUACCAAACCAUGCGAUUCAUUGUGUGCAUGUAAUGCUUAUUAUGUAUGUCGAGCAAAAGCAAUAUCUAUGAUAUGCGCUUGCUUCUUA